Messenger RNA from Coprinopsis cinerea okayama7#130, 939 nucleotides. RefSeq names its product 3-oxoacyl-(acyl-carrier-protein) reductase. The record is from RefSeq and is a predicted model, not a curated record. The coding region runs from base 1 to 939 and encodes 312 amino acids. The transcript has 11 exons. Lineage: Eukaryota; Fungi; Basidiomycota; Agaricomycetes; Agaricales; Psathyrellaceae.
AUGUCAGGAUACGAUAAAGUCAAAUCUCAGCAAAAGAGCGCCGAGGAACACUACCAAAACACGGUUGCAAGGAUCCAACAAAUCCAAUCACAAUUCAAUGACUCUCCCGGCAGUGGAAAACUCAAAGGAAAGGUCGCUGUGGUCACCGGCGUUGGCUCUCUGAAGGGCAUUGGUCGCGCCGCGGCCAUUCUAUUCGCGCGAGAGGGUGCCACCCAUCUGUACCUUAUUGAUUACGAUGGCACGAACCUCCCAAACCUGAAGUCCACCAUCGAGUCCAAGUACCCGCAAGUGAAGGUCACAACGAUACAGGCGGAUGCGGCAAACGAAGCCGCCAUCUCCGGCGUCUGCGAACUAGCCCUGAAGGAAGCGGGCAGAUUGGACGUCUUCUUUGCCAAUGCUGGACUCGCCUCCAUGGACCCCCUUCAUGACACGACUGUUGAAACUUUCAUGAACAUCAUGAGAGUUAACGCUCUUUCUUGCUUCCUCGCUGUGAAACACGCAUCGACCGCCAUGAUGAAGACGAACUCUUCUCGGGGCAAGGAUAAAUCAGGUGGAAGCAUUAUCCUCACCGCAUCCACCGCUGGUAUCCGAUCAGGAGCAGGGACUGUCGAUUACAGCGCCGCAAAAGCCGCCGUGAACUCAAUAGCCAAGACCUCCGCAUACCAACUGCAGAAGACUGACAUUCGUGUCAACACCAUCUGCCCUGGCCUAAUCGAGACUGGAAUGACUGGCGCAACCUUCGACUACGCCAGGAAACGCGGUACCGCUGGUAAGAUCGGCCAGCUAAAUCCUCUGGGGCGAUAUGGUGUCGCUGAAGAAAUUGCGAAUGCUGCUCUGUUCCUUGCAUCUGACGACUCGAGCUAUGUUAACGGCCAGAAUAUUGCGGUGGAUGGAGGUUUGUCGGCCUCUCACCCCGUCGUCCCCGGUCGCUGGGCAUGA